AUAUAAGGAAUGGAUUGCAUUUCGUAUGAGAUUGUUUGCUCUAAAUAUGGGCCGACAUCAAGUGGCACUGUGUGUUACCUUGGCGCUUUUCUUGCAGGUUCUGGAGCUUCAAGCGAGCGAAUGUAAUAAAAGAACAACUUUUAUACAAAUAAGAAUACCACAGAAAACAAAUGUGGCCGUAAAGUAUCCAAAAGAAAUAGAUCCUGUACAAUUCGUACCAUUCCCUUACAAUCCUUCGGGAUCUGGAUGUAUGAAAUGUCAGGGAAUGACGUGCACAAAAUGUGUUUACACCAAAAACUCUCAGUCGACUACAAAUAUUCAUGCAAGAAAAACAAACAUCAUCAUUGAUAUUAAAGGAACUAAGAGAUUCAAUGAAAGUAUUGCUGAUGCAGACAGUUCUUAUGAUGAUACUUCGGCUGCGAAAGUAGAUGGUACAAUUGUUGGAAUAUAUGAUAAAACAUCAGCAGCUAGCCAGAGUGGUGCUACAGCGAAGUCGGGUGACAAUGGAAACUCAUCAGCUGCAGUUGCCUCCGGUACUGCACUAUCACAAAGCGAUAUACUAGCUGCUAUUGAUGAGGAAGAGAUCAAUAAACUAGAUGGCAGUAAAUCCCAUGUAGAAGAUGUAUAUGUACUGAGCGAAGACAUUUCUACAGCUAAUGCUAAUAGUACAUCAGCCAGUGAAGGUGAGGAUAAAAACGAAAAUGGUACAUCAACGCUUUCAAAAACAGAUGACACUCAAUCUACUACAACGAUUGUUGAAAAGGAUUCAGGCAAUACAGCAGUUCCUGCAGACGCGAGCGGUACAACGACAAAUGAUUCAAGUCAACCAGCAAGCCCUGGCAAUGAUAAUCCUGCACCGUUACCCGAUACAAGCGCUAAUCCUGGAACUGAUGCUUCUGCCGUUGAUAAAAAACCAGAUAAUACUGGCACAUAAAACGCAAGCACACGAGUCUUUAAAACGUCCUAAACAGUUCUAUGGAAAUGUUUCUAAAUAAGAAGAUAACCAACAUAACCACGUAGAUAUUAUAUUACAUAGCCUUGUAAUUAACGAACAAACUAAAAUAAAAUAUUAUUAUCUAAUAA
This is a messenger RNA of Papilio xuthus (Asian swallowtail), 1083 nucleotides long. RefSeq names its product agglutinin-like protein 6. Bases 26 to 934 code for a protein of 302 amino acids. Lineage: Eukaryota; Metazoa; Arthropoda; Insecta; Lepidoptera; Papilionidae. The record is from RefSeq and is a predicted model, not a curated record. The transcript is spliced from 2 exons.